Molecule: messenger RNA, 1320 nt
Organism: Myotis brandtii (Brandt's bat)
Lineage: Eukaryota; Metazoa; Chordata; Mammalia; Chiroptera; Vespertilionidae
Gene: SPMIP6
Product: chromosome unknown open reading frame, human C9orf24
Exons: 7
Coding region: 472-1242 (256 amino acids)
Cellular component (GO): manchette; perinuclear region of cytoplasm
Molecular function (GO): alpha-tubulin binding
Source: RefSeq, a predicted model, not a curated record
UACGUCCACUCAUGGGUUCCCAGGCCGAGCCUGCCACUGACCUGCUGCAUCACCCUGGUGAGUCACUUGACCCCUUGGAACCUCCACUUAUCUUCAUCAAAGUGAGAAGGUUGGCCUCGAAGAUCUCCAGGGACCUUCUGAACUCUUGGAAAUUGGUUUCCUUUGAGAGUCUUGAGGGAGGAAAAGGCUGGAGCAGGAAGAGAAUUGGACCUCCUCACUUCCUCAGGGCUGGGACUAAGCCAAGUGAUAUCAUAAUGGGCAGUGCCCAUCCUGGAAGGGGUAGCAGGGUGGGGUAGGAGCAGGAAAGCUGUGAGAGGGGGAAGUUGAGAGAUCCUCCAUAGAAGGGAAUCAUAGCAGCUAAGGGCACCUGCCAGGCUAGAGGUGUGGGCGAUCUGGAAGGGGGGGAAUCACUGAUGGUUUGCAGGAGCCCUUGGUAGGUAGAGCCCACCUGGGCAUUCCCUAGACCCCACUAUGUUCCUCUUCUCCCGAAAGACCAGGACCCCCAUCAGCACCUACACUGACUCCUACAGGGCUCCUAACUCCAUCAAGAAGGUCUAUAACGACCCACCUCUGUGGGCCUGGGAACCCAACAAGUUUGUGAGCCGGGGCCCACCUAAGACUUUUCAGCGCCCUGUGGAUCAGGAAGCCCUAGAGAAGAUGGUUAAAUGUGCUGUGCGGGACUACACCUAUAAGAGUUCCAUACCAGGCCACCCCUACUUGCCUGAGAAAUACUGGCUCUCUCAAAAGGAAGCAGACAAAUGCAACCCCAACUAUUUGUGUAGCGACUGGGGUAACGCAUGGAGAAUGGGACCUUACUGCUGCACUGGCUGGAACAAGUGUACCACAUGCCUUCCCCGGCUGCCUAAGGAAGCCGGGAUGGAGACAGCAGUUCGGGGUCUCCCGGGCUGGGGACCUGCGGACCCAGAGCGCGAGGUGGUGGUGAACAUGCUGAACUCGCUGUCACGGUACCAGACGCUGCCGCAGAUCACGCCCCGAUGCGGGUGCGUGGAUCCGCUGCCGGGCCGCCUGCCCUUCCAGGGCUAUGAAAGCCCUUGCUCGGGCCGCCACUACUGCCUGCGCGGGAUCGACUACUGCGUCGCCGGGGCGCCCUGCACAGAACGCCGCCUGCAGCCUUUGUGCCCCUCGCAGCCCACAGAGUGUAUCGCCCAGCGAGCACCGGCCCGGGAUGCACUGUGCUGUUAUAACGCCCCUGCGGCCGUACUACCCUUAUGCGAACCUUAGCAGAUGGAAAUACUAUGGAAUGAGAAGGUCCGUUCCGCCUCUCUCUCCCCCUUCCAGACUCUGGCAGGCCAGGUUCAG